UGAUGAGGUGGGAUGAGAGCCCCCCCCUCCUCCCCGCCUCCUUUUUUUGCACUCAUUGCGGGCGCACCCUCAACUCCCGCCACCUCCAAUCAAUUAGUCAAUCAAUUAGCCGGCCACUACCCCACGCGCGGUCAUCGCGAGGCAGAUUGGAUCAGUAAUGCUCAAAUUAUUUCUUAAUCGUUGAUAAUGGACUCAUUAAAUUAGUUUAUUGUUUUCUAGAAAGAAAAAAAAAGAUAAUUUUAAAGGUUUCUGUGUUGGAUUGUGCGUAAAGGGCGUGCGUAAAAGCGAAAAAAACUCAUCCUUUUUUCAGUCCAGGCUGAAAUUACGCACAAUAAAUUACAUUUAAAAAUAUAUGACAUAUUUUAUGUUUCAAAACUAAAAAAAUAUAUAUUUUUUGAAAAUGUUCUGAUGGAAUGGUAAAGCUCGUUCAGCCAGGAACGCAUCGGCUUUCUCCCUCUCUCCAGCCCAUCUCCAAACCCUGACAGGAGUUUGAAGUUUCCGGGCUCAUGCCGGACGCUGUGAUUGGCCCAGGAGGAGCUUACCUACAUGCAAAUGAAGCAACGCAACCUUGCUGCCUCUGAUCCAGAGCGUGAUGAGGAGAACCAGGAAUACACUCAUGUUCCUCUGCGCUCUAGAAAAAAACACACCCAACGUUUAAACGGCACAGUAAACAGGCUGGGGUGGGAAGAGAAAAAAAAUCAAGCCGACAAAAGAAGCUUUCGAAAUUUUUUACGCAUCAUUCGUUUAGAAAGCAAUCACGGAAUACAAGCGGACAGACCGAUUCAGUCAACACUUCGAUACUGUUAUGAAGCGAGAAUGAGUAGCGCAGAGGACAGCGGGAGCAAGUGCUCGUCGGGCCCGAUUUCCAGCUUUACCAUCCAGUCCAUUUUGGGCACGCCGUCCGAUGAGCCGCGCUCCGGGACCAAAGAGCUCUCCAAGGGCGCGCCGCCGCCACCUCCGCCGCGGAGGCGCUCUCUGUCCGUGUCCUCAGAGGAGGAGUGCAGCGGCGGGGAGGACUCGGCGGACUGCUUCUGCUCCGACACGGGUCACAGCGAGCGCUGUACGCAGCACCAACCCCACAACUUCUCCUGCCUAGGUCCUGGAAAAGGACUUCUUUCCGGGGCUGAGGGGCUCCCCCGGCGGCCGCACCUGUCCCAGCCUCUGCUGCAGGAUUAUAAGGAGGAGCAGGACCGACCGUGCCAUCAAAUGUCCCCGCUGUCGGACGACAGGCAGACGGACGGAGCGGACAAGCAGAGCAACUCGGCCAAGAAGAAGACGCGCACGGUUUUCUCCCGGAGUCAGGUGUACCAGCUGGAGUCCACCUUCGACAUGAAGCGGUACCUGAGCAGCUCGGAGCGGGCCUGCUUGGCCUCCAGCCUGCAGCUGACGGAGACUCAGGUCAAGACGUGGUUUCAGAACAGGAGGAACAAAUGGAAACGGCAGCUCUCUGCGGAACUGGAGGCGGCCAACAUGGCCCACGCGUCCGCACAGACAUUAGUGGGGAUGCCGCUGGUUUUCAGAGAUAACAACUUGCUGCGCGUACCGGUUCCCCGCUCCAUCGCCUUCCCGACGCCCCUCUACUACCCGGGGAGCAACCUUCCAGCUUUACCUUUAUACAACCUGUACAACAAAAUCGAGUACUGACAGUCCACAACUCUCAUAAGUGUCUCCACAUAACCCCUGUAUAUUAUUGUAUCACUUCUUUAUUUGUUGGAAAAACUCAAUUAUGCAAAAAAAGCUGUAAGUUUCUUAAAAAAAGCAAUUAAGCCUGCCAUGUGUAUAAUUAUAAAUAUCACUUUUGUACUUUCAUUUUCUUUAUCCUUCUUUUACAAUAUUUGGCUUCCUCGUUUCAUUUCAAAGUGAUUGGAGGCAAAACAUUAAAAAUGAAUUGGGCUGAAAUUUUCCACACGGAAAAAAAUAUAUAAAUAUAUAUAUUUGUUUUUAUUGUAAUUUAAGUAUUCAGUUAUAACCUCAUUCAAUAAAUUUUCUAUUUCAGAGAGAA
This is a messenger RNA of Oryzias melastigma (Indian medaka), 2002 nucleotides long. RefSeq names its product H6 family homeobox 2 (gene hmx2). Gene Ontology annotation, cellular component: nucleus. Gene Ontology annotation, molecular function: RNA polymerase II transcription regulatory region sequence-specific DNA binding; DNA-binding transcription factor activity, RNA polymerase II-specific. Gene Ontology annotation, biological process: regulation of transcription by RNA polymerase II. NCBI's taxonomy places the organism in Eukaryota, Metazoa, Chordata, Actinopteri, Beloniformes, Adrianichthyidae. The transcript has 2 exons. The record is from RefSeq and is a predicted model, not a curated record. The coding region runs from base 547 to 1644 and encodes 365 amino acids.